UCUAAGUUAUCUAUUACACUAUUUAAGAAAAUUGUUCAAAAUAUGAAUAUUCGUACAACAUAAAAAAUGAUAGCAACGUAAUAAAAGCGGAAACCGCAAACCACUGACGUCUAAUUCGAUCGAGUCGAGGCAAGCCAUGAUAAAACGAUGCACGAGUUUGGAUAAAAUAAAUUUACGAAUAUACAUAUAUGUAUAUCUCGAAUUUACAACUGUAAAUUCCCGAUGGUAUAUAAUUGACAAAUCGCGCGAGUGGCUGCCCAUGUGAAACUCGACGAUGAAGAUAUUUCUCGUGUAUUUCCUGAGGACUGGCGAGCGAUCAGGAUCUCAACCCGACACAAUCGUCGCGGUUGACGCGAUGCUUCAGCCGGUUUGUUUGCGAGCGUCAGCAACCUGGGUCAAAAUUCGUUCGCCACUUCCUCCAGCGACGCGUUCAUCAGCAGCCAAGCAAACGGUAAUUUCGGCGGAAUCGCAGGUGCAGUCGCAAGUGGCUGCACAGACGAUCGGACAUGGAGACUCUUCGGCGAGCGCCAACGCGGUCGCGAUUUUAACGGGUCUCCUGCAGGAAAAUGACGGAACUUACGUGAACGUAGAUGCGUUGGCAAACAUCUUAGAUACCCUGUCGAAGACGCAGACUUCGGUGGAGUCAAGCGUGAAUAGCUCCGUCAGGCGGAAAUUCUACGUGAGGAAUUACUCGUCUUCCUUGUCGUCGUCGUCGUCUUCGUCCUCGUCGUUCAGCAGCAGCAGUUUAUCGUCGAAAUCGGGAGCUUCAACGGAAUCCAAUACCGAAUUGAAGAUUAUCGCCAAGACAGAAGCCAAGGCCGCUUCAAAGGCAGUAGUAGCCGCUCAAGCGGUGGCGCAAGUUCAGGCGAAGGCGACCGCCCGCGCCGAAGCGGAAGCCACGGCGGUGAUUGCAGCGGAGGCGCGAGCGAAAUCAAAAGCGAAGGCGGAGGCUGAGACACGAACGGAAACGGAAGUAGCGUCAGCGUGUACCGAGGCCAAGGCCAAGGCCGAAGCAGUGGCGAAGGACGAGGCCAAGGCUAAAGCUGAAACAAAAGACGAGCUUAACGCGAAAGCGGAAGCCAAGGCGCGUGUCGAGGCGGAAGCGCAAGCUGCAGCAUCCGCGCGCGCUGUAGCGGAAGCACGAGUUCAAAAAAAAUUUUUUUUAUUGGAAAAAUUUUACACUUUUAUAAUCGCGAAGACGGGUACUUCUCGAAAUUUACUAUUUGAAAUUUAG
This is a messenger RNA of Linepithema humile (Argentine ant), 1234 nucleotides long. Lineage: Eukaryota; Metazoa; Arthropoda; Insecta; Hymenoptera; Formicidae. The record is from RefSeq and is a predicted model, not a curated record.